Molecule: messenger RNA, 1466 nt
Organism: Tricharina praecox
Lineage: Eukaryota; Fungi; Ascomycota; Pezizomycetes; Pezizales; Pyronemataceae
Exons: 3
Coding region: 177-1466 (429 amino acids)
Source: RefSeq, a predicted model, not a curated record
CAGCGAGCACCAAACAACACAGCUCCAAGCUCGCUCCCACACCUCCCCCACUCCCCCACUCCCCCGCGCAUCUGACAUCUGGCUGCUGGGGUAAAGUCUCGUAGAGUGGGCAUUUAUAAACUAGCUCGAGAGGGGGGCUCCUCGCUCUCUAUUUGCUAGCCCACUCGCACGCAGCCAUGCCCUCUACAACCACCACCACCAGCUCCAGUUCAGUCCUGGAAGGAGUUUCAACCGCCCACACGGCGCUCCUCCGUCUCAGUCGCCGCCACUCGCUGCCCACCGCCGUGCUGCUAUCGCUUGCGCCAACAACAACAACACCACAGCAUCAUAGGAGCGCGUCUGUCACGGUUAAUACGCAGAAUAGGCAUCGGUACGGCCACAGACAUACUCGCUCCGAGUGGGACCAGCCCGUGAUCGUCAAAAGCUAUUCGCCGCCGAGAGAGGACCUGCUGGAUGAGGUUUUUGAUGAGGAUGAGAUGGAUACGCCAUUACCCAGCGUCGACGACUUCUCAUGGGACGGGAUUUUAAAGGCUGUUGAGCCUGAGGUCAACACCGCCCUCGCCAGCUUCGGCACCCUCUGCGGAACCUACCGCACCACCCUCCAGGCCUCCGUCGACUCCCUGACGUCGACGCAAACCAGCCUGCAAUCCCGCAUUCUCAUGACCGACGGUCUAGUCUCGCACGUUCUGCGCACCACAAAAUCGCGCACCGACCGCCUCACCAGCGAAAACACCACGCUCAAGAACGUCGACGCGCUUGCCGAAGCCGCCGAGGAGACGCACACGGUGCUCACCUCGAUAAUCUCCACACUCUUAGCAAUCGACGAGAUGCUGCCGCCGCAGGAGCGCCUCAGCCCAGAGAGCAGCGCGAGCCGCAACCACUUCCCAAAGCUGCACACGCUGCUGGUGGGGAAAGCCGCUGAGCUGAAUAUCUGUUUCGGAAGCGGGCGGCGGCCCACCACCACCACCGCCACCACUACAACCCCCGCAGCAACAUACCCGCCCCUGCGCCGCCGCCUCUCCUCGUCAAGCCAGAUCCUCCUCUCGGGCGGCGGCAGCGGCACGAACGCACUCCCGGCCCCGCAUCUCCACCUCAAGACACUCCUCCCAACGAACGCCGACAUCCCGCCCGCCUCGCGGUACUCCACCUCCUCGUCCGGCUCCGGCGAGGGCGCCUACUUCCCCAUCGCGUCGCAGACCGCCACGGGAGUCUCGCUCACCCACUCUAAUGGCAACAGCAGCACUACUACGAAUAACAUUUUGCUCACCAAGCCGGCUACGGUGGCUACAAGGACGAAUAGUGGGAGCUGGAGCGUCUUAUUUGGUGGCGGUGGGAAGCGGGAUGGAGCCGCUGCGGAAAGCGCACAGGAUAGGUUGAGGGGUGUGUUGGAGGGCGGGAGGGCGGGGGGUAAGGGCAAGGGCAAGGGGAAGGGGAAGAGUAUGCCGGGUUUGGGAUCGGGGUGGUGA